GAAAAGUGAGGUUAUUUCCGUGAAAACUUUUACAACAACGAGUAUUUUAAAUCACAAACAGCGUGUACGUAUUUAGUAGUAAUAAAUACAGCAAAAGAGGGUGACAAAUAAUCGGACAAACUACUCCGUUUGUACAAGUUCAGACAUAACCUCAGUGUUUCACGAUGGGUGACGGCGACGCCUUUCCACCUUUUUUCUUCUCGAAAGCCCCCUUACCCGAAAAGGUGAACCUAAUCAACUUAAAAGACGGCAGAGAUAAGCUCUACUGGAUGCUUUCAGUCGACAACAAGUCGCGACUUAGCGAGCAAACAACGGGGGCUGUGUUGGCCCCGUACGACGACAACGACGCGGAAAUGCUCGACUGCGGCGACUUGGAGGACAAUUACGAAAUCAACCCCACAAAAUCUGGCAAGUUUAUCACCACUUUCUACGUCCCGUCGUCGUUGCAUUCCGUCAUUGUGGGGGCCCGCGGCUCCAAACUACGCGAGUUACAAAACACCACAAAUACUCUGAUUAAAGUUCCAAGACCCAAUGAAGAGCCCAUUGUCAAGAUAACGGGGCACAGUGAGCGCAGCGUGGCUUCCGCGAGGACUCAGAUCGCCCUCUUGGUGCUCGCCCGACGGGAGCGACUAUCCAUAACCCAUUUUGUGUCAAUUCAAAUUUACUCAGACAAUAUUAAACGCAACUUUUUGAACUUCAAAGAUUCAAUCCUCAACGGUCCGUCAACAAGGGGCAUUGACGAAACUAUUUUCCAAAAAGUGGAAAAGUUUCACUUAACUAUAGUCACUCUAGCGUUACUAGAUGAGAAAGAAAUUGAAGACACCAAACAACUAUUAAAUAGGUGCCAAAGCACCGUUCAGAAACUCUUUCUGGGUAAAAAACCCAAAAUCGUUGUAAAAGGGGUGGAAAUCAUGAACGACGAUCCCUCAGAAGUGGAUGUUUUAUAUGGGAAAGUCUCGCUAGACAGUCGCGAGGACGUGGAAAGUCUCCAAGAAGCGGCUGACGAGAUCUUAGAAGCGUUUUAUCGCAACGGUUUAGUGAAACGGCAGUUUGACAGCGUCAAGCUUCACGUGACUUUAAUGAAUUCGUUGUUCCGGAAAAGCGACGAUUUUCAGAGGGAGCCUGGAGCGAAACGGGAGUCAUUUGAUGCCACUUAUAUCCUUGACAAAUACAAGGACUACUAUUUUGGGAAAACUAGUCUUGAAAAAAUACACUUGUCAGUCAGAUUUACUACAACUCAGAGUGGAUAUUACCAAUCAGCUGCUACCAUUACUCUUUAAUUUUUUAUUUUUGUUUAUUUUAUUAACAACUGGUGCUGUUUCAAA
Messenger RNA from Zophobas morio, 1325 nucleotides. RefSeq names its product activating signal cointegrator 1 complex subunit 1-like. Gene Ontology annotation, cellular component: nucleus. The coding region runs from base 165 to 1280 and encodes 371 amino acids. The record is from RefSeq and is a predicted model, not a curated record. Gene Ontology annotation, molecular function: RNA binding. The transcript has 3 exons. Gene Ontology annotation, biological process: regulation of DNA-templated transcription; DNA alkylation repair. Lineage: Eukaryota; Metazoa; Arthropoda; Insecta; Coleoptera; Tenebrionidae.